This is a messenger RNA of Ceratitis capitata (Mediterranean fruit fly), 439 nucleotides long. RefSeq names its product acyl-CoA-binding protein homolog. The coding region runs from base 43 to 342 and encodes 99 amino acids. The transcript is spliced from 2 exons. Gene Ontology annotation, molecular function: long-chain fatty acyl-CoA binding. The record is from RefSeq and is a predicted model, not a curated record. Gene Ontology annotation, biological process: fatty acid metabolic process. Lineage: Eukaryota; Metazoa; Arthropoda; Insecta; Diptera; Tephritidae.
GCAUUUAAAAAUGUGUAUAAAAGCCCUACAGAAACUUAGUUGAUGCAAAAGCUUCCACACGAGACGUUGAGUGAAUUAAAAUUAAAUAAAAUGGAUUUCCACACCGCCUGCGAAAAAGCAAAAGCUUUCACCAAGAAGCCCACCGAUGCUGAAUUCUUGGAAUUCUACGGUCUCUACAAGCAAUCCACAGUCGGUGAUGUGAACAUUGCUGCGCCCAGCGCUAUUAACUUGAAGGACAAGGCGAAAUGGGAUGCAUGGAACAAGCACAAGGGUUUGUCCAAGGAUGCCGCCCAAGCUGCCUACAUUGCCACCUAUGAGAAAUAUGCACCCAAAUACGCUUAAACUGUUAAAUUUUAGUAUUUUAAGAAAAAAACCGACAUUUACUUAAAGUUUUUAACUUAAAUGGGAAAUAAACUAUAUCGGCAUUAUGAAAAGACUA